Haliotis rubra (blacklip abalone) is the source of this 1614-nucleotide messenger RNA. RefSeq lists its product as uncharacterized. The record is from RefSeq and is a predicted model, not a curated record. The transcript is spliced from 2 exons. Lineage: Eukaryota; Metazoa; Mollusca; Gastropoda; Lepetellida; Haliotidae. The coding region runs from base 112 to 879 and encodes 255 amino acids.
UGUCUAUCUUGUUCAUUGUACUUGUAUGUUUUAAGACAUGUCUCCUCGUUUUUCUUGUAAAUUGUACUUAGUGUUUCAAAAUACAUCCCUAAUACACUUCAGAACAACAAGAUGUUGUGUCCCAACGAGAGUUGGGUGAGCCUGGAUGACUUUCAGCCUCGCUGUACCUGUCUCUACCCCCACACAACUUGGACCGAUGCAGCCAUCCCCUCCAACACCACUAGCCCCAUCAGCAAGUAUCUAGAAAACCAGGACUCCUUCCUUUAUCCAGAAUGUCCCAGAUUUAAUUCAUUUUUUGACACCAAUGAUGUAACAUCAACAUUUCUAUCAAUAAAUCCAGAUAUCUGGUCUGCAAGCCCCAGUGAUGAGUCUCUCCCAGCCAGCACCAGCUCCAGCCUGACCAGCCUGAGCUCCACCAGUCUUACUGACCCCUUCCCCAGCUCUUCUACCCUUUUCCAGAAUUCUGAGGAAUUCUUCGAUGAUCUUCUUCCCUCCCCAUCUUCCAGCACAACCUGCUUCAACUAUGGCCUCACACCUAACAGAUAUCUGGAAUCAGAUAUGUCAGGUUUGCCAGAUGACAUGAACCUCUCAGCUACAGUUUACAAAGACAUCUGGUUCUGUAACACCUAUGACCUUUUUCAGGAUGGACCACUACUGACCUCAAGCUCCAUGUCUCUUCCUGUCAGCCCAGUGAGCAGCUUCACCAACCUGAGUGAGUGCAAUGUGUCCUGCAGUCUGACCAGCCUGUGCCACCAAGGAGUGUCACUUCCAGUCCCCAGCAGGAGACCUGGACCCCUGAACAAGAUGGUGGAUAGGAAGAGAAAGAGAGAUGAGGAUGAUGAGGUGGAGGUGAAGGUUUGUAAGAGGACCAGGCUAUAAGUAUGGUAGUCAGAUUUACACUGUUAAUGUAUGUCUGAAAUAUCUGUUUUACUAACAUUAAUUGAUUACUUUACAGUUUUCUAUAUAUUGCUCUGAAUGGAUGUGUUUUAAUUUCAACCUUUAUUCUACUUUGAUACUGCAAUAUUUAGUCACUCAACAUCUUAUUGUCCUUGUAAGAUCAUUUAAAUCCUCAAAAUAGGUGGAUGCUUCCUCUCAAAUAAGCUUUGUGAAUGUAAGUCACUAGUAACUUGAAACCCUUUUCUUAUCACUGUCCUGAAAUUGUGCUCUAUUCAGUAAUUACUUCUCUUCUUACUAGCUCAAAUUCCUGCCCCUACCAGCGGUAACAUUUCUAGGCCCCAUUCCUGUACUACAAGUCUAGUUAGUGGUAAACACAUGAUAUAAACUGAAAGCCCUAAUCAAACUGUACAAAAUGAUAAAAAUAAUACAAUAGGUGAAUCCUUAUAAUUGUAAAUCUGGUAAGGUAAAUAUGGCAUGAACUCCAUGGUAUAGUUCACUAUACAGGUUACAGAAUACAUUAAAGUACAGUUAUAAAUCAGUGUUAUAAAUGAAGUACAUGUUAUGUUGUCAAAAAGUGAUACUGAUAGACAGAAACAUUAAUAGCACUUUUUUAAUAGUACAAUCUGUGCAUGAAAGAGACCAAUGUUCCAUUGGACCCCAAUAUGUAGACAAAUAUUCACGGCUAGCACAGGUGGUGUAGGUGUGGCUAGAUGGGGA